Molecule: messenger RNA, 8967 nt
Organism: Brassica rapa (field mustard)
Lineage: Eukaryota; Viridiplantae; Streptophyta; Magnoliopsida; Brassicales; Brassicaceae
Product: galactolipase DONGLE, chloroplastic
Biological process (GO): jasmonic acid biosynthetic process
Cellular component (GO): chloroplast
Molecular function (GO): glycerophospholipid phospholipase A1 activity
Source: RefSeq, a predicted model, not a curated record
UAAUAGACGUAUACACAUUAUUGAUGCUCAAAUCUAUUUUAUUUUUAGUAUGCAUCCACUCAAAUAUUAAUCCAUUAACAAGAUGGAAUUUUAGUUGGACUAAAAUUGUAUUAAAAUUAGAAUAUCAAUUUCAUAAUAUAUUUACUAUUCAUCUGAACGUUCAUGAAUAUAUAUUACAAUACUCAAAAUAUAAUAAUAAAUCAAACCGGAUUACAUAUUGGGUCAUCUAUCAGUUCAACCAAUAACCAGAUCUCGGGUUUUAGUGGUUAUUACGGGUUUUAUAGAAUUUUUAAAUAACAGUUUUUUUUAACUAAAAUGGAUUACAUAUGAACCACUGAAUUUAGCAAUUUAACUACGGGUCGGGUCGGGUUUCAAAACAUUGAAUAUAAUGUUUCAUUUGUAAUAUCUAAGUGUAGAUACAAUAAAAAUACAAAUUUAUAUCAAAUAAAUUUGGAAUGUUUCAAAAAUAAUUCCGCGCUUUGAAAGCACGGAUCAAAAUCUAGUCAAUUAAUUAAAACUUAAACCAUUUAUUACUAAACUAUAAAAACAUCAUAAUUCUUUCCAUUUCACAUUUUUUGUCAACAAUCUGAAUGAAAUAAAAACAACGUUUGUAGUGUAGUAGUUUUGUUAUAACGACUUUAUAAAUGUAUAUAUGUCUGUGUAUUUAAUUGGCUUUUGAAUAGUAAAGGAAAAAAGUUAACUAAAAUAAAGCUGAAAAAAUGAAGAAGUAGAUAGAGAUCUAGAGUUACAACUUACACGUACGCAGGAAGAAGUCAAAUAAGGAACAAAGCAAAACUGAAAAACUUCAGCUGUAGCUUUUCAGUCUCUCUCUCCUCACUUCCCAAAGUUUAGUCAAACUCAUUUCCUUGCCGCGUAAAAUCUUCCUUGGUUAGUGCCCAAAAACACUCUUUCUUGUUUUUUUUUUAAUUGGCUCGUAUUUUUCCAUUCAUUCUUCUUCUUUUGUUUUUGAUAAAAUGUUAUGUCAACUUCGCUCGUAAAAGUAAAAGAUAAGUCAACCUCGCUUACAAAAUGUCAAUAUUUACAAUAUAUUGUUUUAAAAUCAUUAUUACGUUAGCUGGCUGAAGUCCUCAAUAUAUACCGUGGUACGUACGUGUUUAAUUUUCUUUUCUAUUUUUUCUUGGAUAUUGGAUUUGGCUAUACACACUUACUUUCACACGUACAACCCUAAAAAUAUGUGUCAGAGUUGUGUGUGUUGGUUAUGUCAACUAUAAUUUCUGAAAUGAAAACAUGUUACGUAGUGCAGCAAUAGAUUCUUUUCCUCUUUUCAACUACUUCACUCACUAGGUCAUAUAACCCGUAUGUAAUUUAGUUGCUGAAGAUUAAAAUGCGUCGUUCAAUAGAAAGUAACAAUAGAUAAUAAUAGAUCAUAGAAAGUGAUUCCAACUUCCAAAGCUAUUGCAAAUACUUCUAUAGAUUCUUUUAUGGCUACCAUUAGAAAAUUAAAGCGUAAUAGAUUGGCCAUGAGCUACAUUAACAGUUACAUUGUAACAAAAAAAUCAGAAGCUUGAAUCUAUAUUUAAGUAAUAUAAGUUGUUUAUAUCAGCAAGGCAAUCAAUGGCAGGUAUGUGGCAGCCGGUGAGAUGGUGGUUACAGCCAAUAGGUGACAAAUGAUCAAGACAAUGGCAGAUAUGCGGCAUUUUUCUCAAACAUAUGUUUCGUUACAUAUCAAAAGUAACAAAUAAUUGUAUAUGUUUGAGCAAAAAACGCAAAUAGCUCUAUAACUUAUUUUUAUGCGGUAAAAAUAGCUCAAAAUAUAACAUAAAUAUCCUUCCAUAUAUUGAUCAGGUUCAUCUGAAUUACUUUUUUUAAACUAAAAAAAAAGAAGUAAUUCAGAUGAACUUUCAUACAUAGUUCAACAUAUAUAACAAAAACCUGUUCAUUUUCCAUGUAACUGGAUAUUUCAAUGUAACAAUAUUCUUUUUAGAAAGUCGAGUCGUUGCUCCCAGGUUUAAGUCGAUCCGACAAAAAUGCAUGUUUUUGCCCUUUAGAAAACUAUCAAAACUGAUUCGACACCCAAAGAGACUAAACUUUCUUGUUAAACAAUAUUUCCUCCAUUUUCGAAAGUAAAAUUUUCUAAAGUAUACACCCUUAUUAAGAAUUUAAUAAAUAUUUAUAAUUUACUUUAUUUUUUAGUAUUUUAUUAUACACUUUCCAAUAAUUUUCUACCAAUGAAAUUUAAUCAAUUCAAAUAUUUUCAAUUAAUAUUCCUCAAAAGUAUAAAAAGGUACCUUAACAAUAUAGAAAAUCUAUUUUUGUAGAACAAAAAAAAUCUAAAAAAUUUUACUUUCCGGAACGGAUGGAGUAUAUUUUAAUGUUAAUUGAAAAUGAAUUACAAUAAUAAAAUUACAUUUUAGUUCUAAAUGAAGAUAGUAUUUCUGUUACUCAAAAAGGAGAGAGAGCAUUUCUGGUAUAUUUCACUUUCGGCAACUCAUUUUUAUUCAUUUAGUUCAACAAAAAACUAACUCUACAGUGACCAGUAAAAAAAAGAGAGAAACUAUUUCUGACAUGUUUCACUUUCGGUCACACGAAUUUCUCUUUCUUUAAACAACUAGAACUUUACAAAGUUAGAAAAUUUUAUGACAAUUCAUCGUCGUAUUAUUAAUAGCUAAAUCUAUUCCACUAAAAUCGAUCAUUUACCGACUGUUACAUAUAAAAUGAUAUUAUUGAACUACGAUCACUGUAAAUGAAUGAAUUUCAUUAGUAUGAAAGAAACAAAAGAUUUAUCUAACUUUAAAAAACAAACAUAUAUCAGUUUCAAACUUCUGGGAAAAAAAAUCCAAAAGGAAAAAGUAAAAACGAUAACCCGAAGAACAGACAGCGUUAGGAUUUUGACUUUAGGAAGCAACAUAGAAAACCCCACUUGACAUUUCUUUCUUGCCAUUUACUCUCUUGUUUUCUUUCUCUCGUUAUUUUACCUUGUUUUUUUUUUUAUAAGUUUAGCUUACUUUGUUUCUGCAUAUUUUUAAAACAAAAAGUUCUAUUUUUUAGAUAAUUAUAAAUAGAAACCAGUCAUAUGCGUUAUGCAAAAAUUAUAAUUUUAAAGUAAUUAUAAAUAGUCACCAGUUUUUUUUUUUUGGCAACAAAUAAUAGUCACCAGUUAUCGGCGUUGGAUCUACAAUUUUCAUAUAAUAUGGUGAGUCAUGGGGGCGAUGUCAAGGACACUUCAACGCACAAUUUUUGUAUAUUUUUUAUUUCCAAUACAGAAAUAUGUAAUUCUUCAAUUUAAAUAUAGCUCACACUUUGUCCAGUACUAUGAUAUAGUAUAUUUUAAGAUUAUAAUCACCACGAUAUACACCCUGAAUCUAAGUUGAUUAGUAAAAUUACCUAAUGUAGUUGCUAUUGUUAAGUACAAUUAUUAUUUUCUGUACUGUAUAAACAUUCUCCAAUCCCAAAGGCAUUUUUAAAUUUAAUCAAACCAUAGCAAAAGUUACCCCGAUCAUUCACUAAUUUUGUUCCAAAUAAACUCAUUCAUUCUCUUCUUCUUUUUUGGUAAAACAUUCUCUUUCCUUUUUCCCCUAAAACGAUUGUUGUACGCUCUAAAAAAGGUGUAGAUUUUUUUCCAACAAAAGAAAAUAAGAAUCAAAUGUCACAAUUUUUAUAUCCAUUGUAUAAAACUCACAGUUAUAAAGUUCUCCGACCACAACCCCCUAAAUCAUUAUAGAGUACCUAGUUAAAAGUAUUGUUAUUUGUUCUAUUUUUGUUUGUAUUCAGACACCGAGUAGUCAGAGUAUAUAUAAGAGAAGCAUGAGGCAUGAACAGAGAUUAUAAGAUUAAUAGAAAAAUGUUAACUAACCGGAACCGACCACAUAAAUAAUUAAUUCUUGCCUCCCAACACUUUUAUUAAAACUUUUGUACCAACGAUAACCUUUUGAAUAUUUAAUUUCUCAGUCAAUACUCGCCGAACAAGUUUUGCUUUUUCUCUCUCCUCAAAAUCUCCAUUCACAUUUUUGCUCUAUAAAUAUGCAUCUCACUUGUUGUCUCUCCUUUUAUACUUGAACCAACAUCUCUCUCUCUCUAACAUAGUGGCCUCCAUUAAUGGCGACCAACAUAUUCACUCAAAGCCCUAACUACUCUCCAUUUCUUAUUGGAGAAAAAAUUCCUCAACAGAAACACAAUCUUGGCCACAUCUCUCUCUCAGACAAAACCUUUAAUAAAAAGCUUGUAAUCUCUUCUUCUAUAAUGGCCCCUCCGAUUCCAUCUUCUUCUCAACUCUCUCCUCCUUCUUCUUCUUCUAUGGUGGCUCAUCUUCCUCGCGCACCACCAACAUCAUCUCUGCCGUUGUCUAGAGUAUGGAGAGAGAUACAAGGAAGCAAUAACUGGGAGAAUCUAAUUGACCCUUUAAGCCCUAUUCUCCAACAAGAGAUCACUCGCUACGGGAACUUACUCUCCGCUUCUUACAAAGGUUUUGAUCUAAACCCUAACUCCAAACGUUACUUGAACUGCAAGUAUGGCAAGAAAAGUCUGCUUAAAGAAUCCGGAAUCCAUGACCCUGAUGGCUACGAAGUCACCAAGUACAUCUACGCCACGCCAGACAUCAACAUCAACCCUAUCCAGAACGAGCCUAAUCGCGCACGUUGGAUAGGGUACGUAGCGGUUUCCUCUGAUGACUCGGUGAAACGUUUGGGGAGGAGAGAUAUUGUGGUGACAUUUCGUGGGACCGUGACCAACCCUGAGUGGAUGGCUAACCUAAUGAGCUCCUUGACUCCAGCUAGGCUUGACCCUCAUAACCCUCGUCCUGACGUCAAAGUUGAAUCUGGCUUCUUGAGUUUAUACACAUCCUCUGAGAGUGAAAGCAAGUUCGGGCUAGAAAGCUGCCGUGAGCAGCUUCUCUCCGAGAUCUCGAGGCUUGUCAACAAGCACAAAGGCGAGGACAUGAGCAUAACCCUUGCGGGACAUAGUAUGGGGAGUUCUCUAGCUCACCUUCUAGCUUACGACAUAGCAGAACUCGGCUUGAACAAGAGAAGAGGCGAAAAAGAUGUUCCAGUGACUGUCUUUUCGUUCGCGGGGCCAAGGGUUGGUAACUUGGGAUUUAAGAAAAGAUGUGAGGAGCUAGGAGUCAAGGUCUUGAGGAUCACGAAUGUAAAUGAUCCCAUCACGAAACUCCCUGGCUUCUUGUUCAACGAGAAUUUUAGGGCGUUAGGUGGCGUUUACGAGCUUCCUUGGAGCUGCUCUUGCUACACUCACGUGGGAGUCGAACUCACGCUCGAUUUCUUCGACGUUCAAAACAUUUCUUGCGUCCACGACCUCGACACUUACAUCAGUCUAGUGAACCGUCCGAGAAGCUCGAAGUCUACGGUUGCAGAAGACAAUUUUGGCAGCAGUUUUUUCAACAAAACAAGUGAGAUGAUGUUCCCUAAAGGACAACGUCGAGCGUUGCGGUUAAGAAACGCAGCGACCAAAGCGGCGUAUCUAAUUGGGUCUGUAUCCAAUCAUAUGAUGUACUGUAAUAUAUUUUAGGUCUAGAUAUUGAUCGGAGGUAAAAAUUUUGGGUCUUUUUUUUUAAAGAUAGCUAGGUAAAAAACAUUUGUAGUACAUGUAUAGUUUUUCAUAUGCAAAACCUAAUAUUGUUUGCAUAUGUAUUCAGUAAUCAGUAUAUAUAUACAUGGUGUUUUGAUUAGUACUUAUUUCUCAUAUCUUAGGUUAAUAAUUAUUUCCCGCACGUGCGGGCAUAGAGAUUUUAUAACUACUUAUUAAUACAUAUAUUACUAAUUAAAAAAUAAUUUUAAAUUAUUAUUUAUGUUUUCAUUGAAAAUUCUUAUUAUGUAUUAGAAAUUUUUAAAAUUCCUUUGUGCACUAUCUUCAUUAUUAAUAAAUAAUAUAUAAAUCUUAGAGAUCACUUGAUAUUCUCUUUCAAUUAUAUAGAAUUAAUAAUUUUACUUAAUAUUUAGUUAUGUAUUUUCUGUUUUUAAACUUUUAACCAUUUUAUUAAAAUAUAUAUUUUUGCAUAACAACACAAUAUAUACAUGAAUUAUCUUUUUAUUUUAAAUAUAUUUUUAAAUUAUAGAUAAUUUUUAUUUUUAUUAAUUAUAAGCACUUAUCUAAUCAAAUAAACAGUAAAUUCAUUUUUUAUUUUUAUCUAAUUUAUUUAAUUUAUUCAUUAAAGAUAUAAACAAUAUUAACCGUGCUAACUUUUAAUGUGAGAGCUUCGUUGUCAAAAUUUACUUCGCAAAUAAUAGUAUAGAUUUCCAGCACAAUGCGUAAACAAAGGAUUUACUUUUAAAAAUUCCUUACUAUUUGUCAUGUUUGUAUUUCUUUUUAUUUUAUUUUAUGUUUUUGAGAAAUUACUGGAUUACGUUAUAUUAAUUUUCGAAUUUUUUUUUCUGAACGAUAAUGUACAUGGCUAUUUUCGUUUCAUGCCUCUUCUUGUUAUUUAUGUUCUAUCAGUUUUUUGGAUUAAAAUACAGAUACUAAUCUCAAGAUCUAGAGAGGUAAUGCAAUUCCACUAGCUAGAAUUCAGUGGAAAACUUAUAGCUUAAUUUGCUACUCCCAUUUUUAGUUUUGUCACAUCUAACAUGUUGACCCUACUCAAUGAUGCAUUUUAUUGUUGAAGAGUAAUAUAAAAUUAGUUUAAGAAACUGAAUUUAUAUGAAAGAAAAUAAGUUUUAACAGAUUUAUAUUAGGACAAGGUUUGUUUCACAUAGGAAAGACAUUUUGGAACAAUAUGCAUGCAUCUUAAACGAAACUCUAUGAAUGUCCGGGAAAGAUCGUCAAGGCAUAGCAAAACAUUCGUCAUGAUGAGCACGAGAAAUGAGAAAAUAAAGCCCCCCUAAACAUUGGAGAUACAUAUGUACAUCCAAACCUAAAGCCACGAGUCUAUUUAAGAAAAGAAUCUGGAAAAUAAAAACCACAAAGAAAACCCCAAAGCAUGUUUCAUAAUGACAAAGACUAAUUUUCGAUAUAUCGUGUCUUCUUGUGCACUAAACCGAGAUGUUUUGAAUGAUGUCAUCAGGUACAAGUUGAAAUAAUUCCCGAUUAACGAAAAAAAAAAACAGAAUUACCAAGGAGGCUUUAACGGUCAACACUUCUUUUGGUGAUGACUUUGUAAUUAACAUGGCUGUAGAAAAUGGGGUACGAAAUCACUAAUUGAGUAGCCGGUAGGGUACUAAUUAGGGAUCACAGCUAGUUUGUUGACUUGUGAAGAUCCCUAAAUCUUUUUUAUAUUCCGCGGUUUGAUCCGAUGAUUGAUCCACUGUUUAUCUUAGGGUUUUUUUUUUCUCUUAUCUAGCAUUUGUUGCUCUGGUUCUUUUUUGUGCUUGAGCGAAAACAAAAGAGAGUACUUAUUCAUUUAGACAUAGUACUUAUUCAUUUUGACAUAGUAAAUUUUCGCAGCAGCAAAUACGUAGGGCUUCACACGGAUGAUCGAUGCAUUUGAAUGAAUUAUGUAUCAUCUAUAUAUUUAUUACUCUUUUCGUUUUCAUCGUUUUCUGAUUGUCAUAUUUAGUUGAAAUGCAUGCCGUGAAACUAAUUAAAACUGAACAACUCAGAAACAUCGAGUUUACUCAUGAAGGAACUAGAAAAUUAUCCGGUAGUCAAGAGAUUUUAGUACUCUUUCUGUUUCACUAUAAGUAGUGUUUUAGUUUUUUUUUUUUUUUUCAAUUUAAAGCUAUUUACCUUUUACAAUUAUUUGUAUUACGUAAUAUGAUGUCUAUUGGUUGAAUUUUUUUAAUUCAAUGAUGUUUUGAUGUAAAAUAGGUAAAUUUAAUAAUUUUGUAUUUUCUUAAUUAUUAUGCCAAAACCUUACAAACCAAAUAAAAUGAAACAAAGGGAGUAGCAAACUUAUGGCUGUGUGACAAAGAAGUGUGCAAAUUCUGACACAGAUUUCAGUAUGAAAAUGGAUUACUAAACAUAUUUGAUAUUUAUUACUAGUUCAUCAUUUUAAUUAGAAUAAAGCUAUUACUAUCACACAUUUGCUACAAAUAUGUUAAAACUUGUUACCAUUUUCAAUUUAAGCUCUGACAAAAAAAAAAUCAAUUUUUUUUGUAUAACCCUUCAGGGAUUUAAAUUGCUACGGGAAAAAAAUCCGAAAAGGAAUCCCUUUAUUUUUUAUUAGUUAAAAGUAUAUUUUUGUCAAAACAAAGAACCAGCUGAAUAGAAAUGAUAAAUUUGUAUUAGUUUAAACACAAAAAGAUUUCAUUAGUUGCCUUCUUUACGAAGCACUGUUGAUCUUGCAACUACUAUAACAAUUAUUUAUUUGUUAUUAUGAGUCCACAAUAAUAUAAUUAAAUACUUUUCUAUUCGUUAAAGUUCAUAACAUCUAUGUCCCAAAAAUAUAUAUUAAGAUCCGUCAAAACUUAGAUUCUGAAUGAAGAAAGGGACAUCCAAUGUGGCGCGUACUUACUAGCAUGGUGGUGUAGGUUUCUAUUUUAUAUUUAUUCGUAGAUGUAUUUUUAAUUUUCUUGAUAAUUUGUGAGAGUACAUAAAUAUACCAUCAUUCCUUUUCUAAUCGAUCAUAGAACUUUAGGCUUUUGGCCUAUAAUAUUUUCUGAUAUCAGACGCAAUGUUUACUAGGAAGCACUGUGGCCUAAUAGUCAAAGUUUAAAGGUUUCUACAUUCAGGUCUAGAGUUCAAAUUCUAAACAAUGCAAUAUCUACAGAAAAAGGUCUGGAUUUCAACUCCCGGAAAAUGCGGAACGUAGAAAUGACGAGACCAAACAAACAUUUAAAGGGUAUCCCUACAAAUUUGUGACCAAAAGGUAUCCCUACAAAUAUUACCUUAUUUGUAUAUAUCUAUCUUGUAGAAGUAUCUUUAGUAUCUGUUAAGAAACAUAUACAAUAGUAAAAAAAUAAAUAUAACGUUGUUUGUAAACAUGAAUAGCAGUAAGUUAGGAAAAAAAAAUAAUGAGCUUAUAAUAUAAAAACAAAUUGGAAGUCCAUGGACUUAUGUUAUUUGAUAUACAUAUUCAAAUCAAAAUAAUAAUUUAAAAUUGAUUUAUAUCAAAAAUUAAUU